AUGAAGGUGCGUUCCAGUACGUUCAUUGUGUUGAGUCUGGCGGUGGCACUGGUGGCCGGUGCCAGCCUGGACAAGUCGUCGGCCAAGGAAGCACAGGAUCGUAAGUUGGACGUACAGUCCAAGAACCAUGGCAAGCGUGGUUUGCUCGAUUACGGUUACGGUUACUCCAAAGAACCAGAGCUACAGGGUGGCUUCAAGCCUUCCUUCGGAUAUGACAUCACUGUAAACGAGCAUCAUGUUCCACAGUUUAAGACCUACGCUGCCCCAGACUACCAUCACAACCAGUACGCUCCGUUCCAUAAGGAACCUUCCGUGUACAACUGGAAGGAGGAGAAGCACACCAUCAUCACGAAGAAAGUGCCCGUCCCAUACCCGGUGAACGUGGAGAAGCAGGUGGUCAUCGAAAAGAAGGUCCCGGUGCAUGUGCCGGUUAAGGUGCACGUGCCAUACCGCGUGGAGGUGGAGAAGAAGGUGCCGGUGUACGUCGAGAAGAAGGUCCAUGUCGAUCGCCCUGUGCCGUAUCCGGUAAAGGUGAAGGUCCCGGUCUACCACAAGGUGGAAGUUGAAGUGCCCAAACCAUACCCGGUGCACAUUCCCAAACCAUACCCAGUGUACAUCGAAAAGGAGGUCCACGUCCCAGUCGUCCAUCGAGUAGAAGUCGAGAAGCCCUACCCAGUGUAUGUGGAGAAACAAGUACUGGUGGAGCAGAGUCACGAACAUGAGCAUAGCCAUGAGCACAGCCACGAGCAGGAACACACCGUACAUCACAACAUUCGCCCAGUUGGCAUCAAGUCUACCGACUUCAUCUCCGAACCUAUCCACGUCCCGGAACACGAGCAUCAGUACGGCGAGGAGUCGCAGAAGAUCGAGCGCAAGGUGGAGAGCAACCAGAAGUCAGCAACGGAUGCUGCCAGCGAACAAGCGAAAGAGACGGAAAAGCCCACCGAUAAAGAAUCCUCCCACUCGGAAUCUGACGGUGGCCAUAGUGGUGGUGGAGGAGGUAGUUUUUCCUUAGGAGGCGGAAGUUUUGGACUUUCAUUUGGAGGUGGAUUGCAUGGAGCAGGUGCGGGAGCUGGCGGUGGCCAUGGAGGUUCUGCUGGUGGAGGUUAUGGAGGAGCGUCCGGUGGACCUAGCCACUCGACCGGUGGAUAUGGGGGAGGUUAUGGUGGCGGUGCACCAAGUCAUUCGGGUACUGGUGGAGGCGGUGGGCAUCAAAUAGCUGGAAGCAGCGCUUUUGCAAGUGCAAGUGCAAGUGCAAGUGCAGGAAGUGGAUCCUCAGUUCACGCCGGACAAGGUGAUCAUUCCAGUUACAGUCCAGCAUAUGGUGGAUCAUCGGGAUAUGGACACAAUGGUGGUAAUGUUGGUGGAGCACAUGGAGGAUCGUCUGGAUACGGACACAAUGGUGGUAAUAUUGGUGGAUCUGUACAUGCUCCGUCCGAUCAUCUUACUCCUCCGGUAGGCAACGGCGGUUACCAAGGAACUGGUGGAGCUUCUCACAGUUAUGCAAACAGUUACGCUAGUGCUGGAGCUAGUGCCGGUGGACACGCUAGUGCACCUCAGGGAUCCGCUGGAGGCUCUUAUCAUGGUGGAUCACCCCAACAAUCACAUGGGGUGUCAGGUCCAGCUCCUUCAGGCGUUCAUGGUGGACAUGGUGGCCAUGGUUUCACCAAACAAAUCACGAUCACCAAACACGUCGAUCACAGUCCUCCGCCGCGUCCGAUCGUCAUCGAAAAGCCGAUACCAGUACCGGUCGAUCGACCUUAUCCGGUGUACAUCGAGAAGGAGGUACCUGUCACGGUGGUGAAAGAGGUCCCAGUUCCCACAGGAGGAAGUAGUGGAGGUGGCUACGGAAGUGGUGCGGGACAUGCUGCAGCCAGUGCGAGUGCAAGUGCUAGCGCGCAUGCUGGUGCCAGUGCCGGUGGGUUCGGUGGUAGCUAUGGCGGUUCUAACGGAGGUGGCUACGGAGGUAGUGGUGGCAAUACUGGCGGAGGUUACGGUGGCGGACAUGGUGGAAAUGUUGGUGGAGGUGGAUAUGGAGGAGCUAGCCAUGGUGGAGGUCAUGGUGGCGCAUCGUUCACCAAGACGAUUACGUUCGAGAAAACCUUCAACAAGCAUAAACACCAUCUUCAUCAUCACGGAUGGCGCCUAUCGGCCGUUUCAGUCGCGAUCAGCCACGAUAAUCACCAUCAAGUGCUAUUGUUCACGAUGCGCAUUGCGUUGAAUUCGCAUGCGACGUUUAGCGCAUUCGAACAAACGGAUAGUGUCGAGGACACGAUUCGCAAAUGCAAACGUUUCGACAUUUUCACACCUAAAGGAUUCGUAGUGUUUGCGAUGGCAAUUGCCCUGGUGGCGAGUGCCGCCGUCGAGAAGAAGGAUAAGCAGGAAAAGCGUGGCCUGUGGGAUCUUGGCUACGGUUAUGAGUCGCACGGUUGGGAUUCGCCCAAGCACGGCUGGGAGGAGCCGCAUGUAACCACCAUCACCAAGAAGGUUCACGUCCCGUACCCGGUCGAGGUGGAGAAGCACGUCCCAUACCCGGUGAAGGUGCCAUACCCGGUCACCGUCGAGAAGCACGUCCCGGUUGUGGUGGAGAAGAAGGUGCCGGUGUACGUCGAGAAGCAUGUUCCGGUGCACGUUGACCGUCCGGUUCCCUACCCAGUCAAGGUCCCGGUCAAGGUGGUGCACAAGGAGUACGUCGAGGUGCCGAAGCCCUACCCGGUGCACGUGGAGAAACACGUCCCAGUUAUCGUGAAGAAGCCAGUGUACGUUGAGAAGCACGUCCCGGUCGUCGUCAAGUCGCACGGAUGGGAACCUCAUUCCCACUCGUACUCCGAGUUCCACUCGUGGUAA
Molecule: messenger RNA, 2847 nt
Organism: Anopheles marshallii
Lineage: Eukaryota; Metazoa; Arthropoda; Insecta; Diptera; Culicidae
Exons: 8
Coding region: 1-2847 (948 amino acids)
Source: RefSeq, a predicted model, not a curated record